Molecule: messenger RNA, 6657 nt
Organism: Conger conger (European conger)
Lineage: Eukaryota; Metazoa; Chordata; Actinopteri; Anguilliformes; Congridae
Product: zinc finger CCHC domain-containing protein 24
Exons: 4
Coding region: 246-962 (238 amino acids)
Molecular function (GO): zinc ion binding; nucleic acid binding
Source: RefSeq, a predicted model, not a curated record
UAGCGGACUCUAGGCUGUGGCUAAAAACUUUUUAUACUGUCAUGUUACAGCUAUGGCUUUUGCGUAACCAUAAACUAGGGAUCGGAAUCCCUGCACGCCGCUGAGAUCGGGAAGAAAAAGAAAGGCAAGACUUUCGGGGAGGGGAAAGCAAGAAACUGGAAGGCAAAUUCAAGUGACUUACAGCAAGAUUCCGAAGUUGUGAUUUACCUAGAAGUAACGGUGGAGAAGCAAGUAGCCUUUCAAAGAUGAGCUUGCUGUCUGCUAUAGACACCAGUGCCUCUGUGUACCAGCCUGCACAGCUCUUAAACUGGGUAUAUCUUUCUUUACAAGACACCCACCAGACCAGUGCCUUUGAAGCAUUCAGACCAGAGACUAAUUCUUCCCAUCCGGAUCUGAACUACACCAAGCCUCCCGCUGCCGACCUAAGCUCCUCUCUAAAUUCCAACUAUCUCAACAACUUCUUUCAGCUGCAAAGGAACGAGGCCUUGAACAAUAGCCUGUACAAGGGCGGCUCACCGUACGGAUCCCUCAACAACAUCGCGGACGGGCUGAGCUCGUUGACCGACCACUUCUCGGACCUCUCCCUCUCCUCGGAGUCGCGGAAGCCCAGCAAGAGACCCCCUCCGAACUACCUAUGCCACCUCUGCUUCAACAAGGGACACUACAUCAAAGACUGCCCCCAGGCCCGGCCGAAAGGUGAAGGCCUGACUCCAUAUCAAGGGAAGAAGAGAUGUUUUGGAGAAUAUAAAUGCCCCAAAUGCAAGAGGAAGUGGAUGAGCGGAAACUCCUGGGCCAACAUGGGACAGGAAUGCAUCAAGUGCCACAUCAAUGUUUACCCACACAAGCAGCGGCCCCUGGAGAAGCCAGACGGGCUGGACGUGUCGGACCAGAGCAAGGAGCAUCCGCAGCACCUGUGUGAGAAGUGCAAGGUGCUGGGGUACUACUGCCGGCGUGUGCAAUAAUCCCACCGAGGGUCUUCAACACCUAACCCCGAAACCCAAAACCACCACACACGCAACGCCCCAUCCCCCCUCACCUCUCCGUCCACCCACCAAGUGCUCUUUUACGAAGCAAAUCCUGCCAAAAUCCUGUAUGUAAAUAUUCCAGUGCAAACCAAUGCCUUUUAACACAUCUAGCUACGUAUUUUUUUGUCCGAAAGUGUCGAUAACAACGUCCUUGUUCUGACAGUGUUGCCGUCCGUAUCGAUCGCAGCGGAUUGUUCUGCUACGCUCGUCUGUCGGUCGUUUGUUUACACUAUUUGUUUUUUCGUCCCUGCCAAGCAAAAGAUGUGGACGUGCUAAGUAUUAUAAUAUUUUUAUCGAUGAUUUGACAAGGUCUCUAAUUCCUUGCAGUGUUCAUUGGGUCAACAGCACAUUGAAUUAACUGUGAAUUAACUGUGAAUUAACUGAGGGGCAAUGACUGCAUCCCCGCUUUUAUUUUGGCAAGUAUUUAUUACUGGAGUGCUGACACAGUUGGGUUAUAGGUCAUUAUUAGGCUUUGCAAUGUGCAAUUCAAUGGACUUUUAACUGGGACAUACUGUACACAUAUGUAGCUUGUGUAACUGUGUCUUUAGAAACAGCUGGAGCCUCUAGUGUAAUUGUUUGUUUCUCAUAGGGUAGGAAAUAGUCACAAUGUUCAGCAUUCAGUGGAUCUUGACUUUACAUAAUCCAUUCAUAUGUCUAUGUGUGUAUAUGCAUGUAUGUGUAUAUAUGUAUACACACACACACACACACACACACACACACACACACACACACACAAACAAUCUUAAUCAUGUUACAGGCUACUGUGCAAUACCAUUAACUAUGCCACCAUUUUAAAAUCAGUAUGGCUAAGACUUGCCGCUGUAUCGUUCUGUUGAUCAGUAGAAUUGAUGAAGGACUUAAUGGAAUUAAGUGGAUUUAAUUGGCUGAAGAAGGCUUGCUGCCCCAAGACAAAAUCUCAUCAAAAUGGCUGCCUCAAAAAGCAGAAUUAAUCAGCGACUCCUGCUCGUGUGUGUAACUGAUUCUGGGCCUGAUAUCUGAUUAUAUCCAUGUGGAAAAGUAGCACCAACCCCUCAUUUUAUCCAGAUCUAAAUCAAUGCCUUAAUAUUGUAUUUUGCCUAUAGGAUAGUCAUAUAAUCUCAGGUCUAAUGCACUGCUAAAAUAGGAAAUAAUCAGGUCUGUACAAUUUUAUACUGCACAUUAAUUCCUGUAGUCCGCAUAUUUAAUGAUAUUAGUUGUUCUGAGGGUCGACUGAUCUGGAUCCUGAUUAUUAUUUGUUCCCUGUGCUAUAAUAAUUAAUAACUAUACAUGUUCUGGUUGGCACAUGGUUCAGUAUUGCAGUGAUUUAGCACAAAUAAUAUGAAAUAAUAGAGUGUUCUGUAAGCAAUAUAAACAUUAUGUCUAAUUACAAUAUAAUUUCAGGCAAAAUGCUGAAUUAACUAACAAACGGAGAGGUCAUACUGGUUUUUUGAGUUGGGAAAGAGAUUCAAUGGAUUUUAUCCAAAAGUUGUUUCUCGUCUGUUGAGAUGACAGGAAGAAGGAAAUAGGAAGUUUUGAGGAACAGAGCUUAUGGGGUUGAAACCAAUAUUCUGUGUAACGGGGGGGUCCAAACCUAUCCAAAAAGGGCUGAUGUGGGUAAGCUUUUUGUUUGAGUCUAGUCCUGAUUCUCCAGUACUUAUGAAGGGCUUGAUUGAAGAAGAGUUGAAUCAGGUACAAUAGUGCUGGCAUAAAACAAAAACUUGCAUCCUUGCAAAAGCAAAAACACACCAGCUCUUUAUGGAUAAGAUUGUUUUAUAUCAUCCAGAUAAUCUAUAAGGCUUGUAAGUUCUGUCUCAGUCAUUAUUGAAGACACAAUGUUGGAUGGCACAUCAGAACCGAAACUUUGUUACUGAGCAGAACCUAAUAGACAAAGGCAGUACUGAGAAUGGGAGAAUGCUGACACUUAUCUGGAAAUUUUUUAUGAAUGUCUGUGGUUGAAACAAGAAAGUUUCAUGCAAAGUUUUGUUUUGAAGUGAUACAGAAAGUCUUUUUAAAAAAUUGGGAGAUUUGGAAUGUAUGGUGAUGGAUUGAGAAGUUGUUUUGAAUAAUAUGAAGUGUUGGGAGAAAGAAAUUUAAGGAGGGCAAAUGCCCUCAAAAUAUAUUUUAAAAACAUUUCUAGGACAAACAGAAUCGUGGUUUACAGUAUUUUCCUGUUUACAGGUUAGGUUAACCAAAAUGGUCAUAUCUCUUUUCUCUACUUAUUUUCUGUGAAUUUACUCAAAAAUAUACAAUGAAUAAGUUUUUAGUGAAAAUGAUAAAUACUUUUUCUGUAAUUUGUACAUGCUUCCAUCUUCUAUUUUUGCUGAGGAUAAAUUACAGUAUAUUGACAGCUGUAUGGAUUAUUAGAAUUCCAGUUUUGUGAACUAAAGUUCUGGUUUAAAUGGGUUGACUGAGAGUCAGUAAGCUUGUGAUUUUCUCAAAAAUGUCACAUUGCGUCACCCUGUGACAAAGGUCAUUCACAGGUGAACCAUUUUGAAAAGCGGUCAUAUUAUACGACUCAAGAAGGCCCAUAAUUAAUUGCGGAAGAGAUGUAUUGUAUUGCGUACUCAUAUUUAUCACAAUGGCUGUAGAUAUUAAAUGUUUCAUUCUAUAAUGUGUAUAAUAUGGGUUACUAAACGUGCAUAUUUUUGAAGAUAUCAUUUGUAGCCGUUAAUAUGUGCUUCUCAGUGAAGCAUCACUUGAAAAGGUUUGGCAGAGAAUCAGAGCUAGAUGCGAAUCAUUUCUGAACGGCAUCUGGAGUUUGGGAGACGCUGGAGCUCAGUUUGGGAGGAUUUUGAGGGCAGUGGUUAGUUAAUCGUGUGGGGCAGGUUCUACUUGGUAUUCAGAGUCAGCCUUGGUGCAGGUUCAGGAAGCCAUUGACAAUAGGGGCCAUUAUUCUUGACGUUGUAUGGGUGGGGAGACAAUGCGGUCGCACCGUCCGCCCGGAGCGUUUCAGACGCGCUCGCAGAUUCCUCCGCUCUGAAAGUUGACUUGGGAGCAGGAACAAAAGUCACCGUCUGGCAAAAACAAUCGUGAGUGCCGUCGUCAUGGAAUCAACAAGGAAAAGUUAUUCAGGCCCAGAUCUGUGGAAUACACUCGGCCAGCAGCCACAUGUCAAUAUUGGCUUUAGCUCGAGGUCUACACGCAUCACUCUGCGGGCUCAGUCAAAGGUCUGUCAAGGACCUUGAUCCGCACAGACCAUAAGAGAUAUUGGAGCGAAGCACAUUCGGCCAUUCCCUUUUCCACAGCGGUCCCACACAGUUCUAAUGCCUAAUUAAAACUCUUCUUCUCCAAGUAGGUGUGGCCAUUUGGUGUACACAAAAUAUAUGUCAGAAAGUUUUGAUAUAGGAAAUGUUCUGCCAUUACUUAUUUAACAAAGAAUUUUGGUACCAUGAUCGAACAUAUGUACUGUGAACACGCAGAUUUGGGAUGAUUAAGUUAUGUAUUGUAAGGAGGAGUUAUGUAAGGAGGAGCACAAUUAUGACAGCAUGGGUAGGGGGUGGGAGGGAUGUAAGGCAAGGCCAGUGAAAUUAUUGAAAUUUACUUGCAGCAGUUAGUAUUAGUAUGUAGCCAACAGGCAGUCUUGUGUGUGAGUUACUUGCACAUUGUAACAGGCUUAGUAUUUUCUCUCUACAUUAUACUUUCAGUUUCAACCUUUUUUAUGUCACCAUUUCACGUUAGCAGUGAUAUUCAUAUUGUUAUGAGUCUAUUUAAUUCACUAUACCUCUCGUCUGUAUUUGGAUUUUUCUGCCCAAGUACUUAACUUUUUACUGGUAGAGGUAGAUUCACAUUUUUUACAUUACAUUACAUUAUUGGCAUUUGGCAGACGCUCUUAUCCAGAGCGACGUACAGUUGAUUAGACUAAGCAGGAGACAAUCCUCCCCUGGAGCAAUGCAGGGUUAAGGGCCUUGCUCAAGGGCCCAACGGCUGUGCGGAUCUUGUAAACAUUUGGUUUACAUUUAUCAAACAAAUAAGUCGCCCAUAUGAUUCACAUCCACCAUUACUCAUGAUGAUUCCUGAUUAUCCAGCUGCUGCAAUUAAUACUCAACAGGAGCGUGUUCAUGCAAAUGCUGAAAACAUGGAAUUAAUUGAUGGAUGUUAGAAAACCCCACUCUGUGAUCCAUUGAUAUGGUCUACGUUAGUAUCUCUUGAGCAAGCCUUUCACCUUUGAUCAAUAUGAGGGAUAAAGUUCAGAGCCAAAGGGAGUUCAAAAGUAAUAUGUUAAUGUACACAUUUCAGAAGUAUACAGGCUCCAGACACUUAAACUUGACUUUCACAGUUUUUUUAUGUACAAUAUGUGUAUUUUGGAAACCUAUCUAGUUGUUAAAGAUUUUCGAGCAAUCGCAAAUUACAGAAGUACAGUAUGCUCUCCUUGAUUGAGAUCAUUGCAAUGAUUUAUGUAUAUUUUAGAUGCCCAUUAUUAAGUAUAAUAGUUCUUAAAUGCUAUAUUGCAAUAUUAAAGCAGUUUUGUGUGAAAAGGGUCUGUUAUUGACAGAAAAAAUGAAGCUGGGAGUUCUCUUUUAAAGUUUUACAUUAAUCUGAGGGUGUAUCCUACAGAAGAUAUUUAUGGAAGGAUUUUUUAUUACCUUUUUCUGUAUAAAAUAUGCAACAAAACUACACUAAGAAGGAAAUAUUGAUGUCUACAUAGAUUGUAUGAAGGUUGGUACAUAAUUAUUAAAUAUCCUUCUCUCUUAUAAGCCAUUUUGUUUUGUUUUCAUGUUUUGUAGUUGGAAUUAGAAUUUAAUAACCCUUUAUAAUUUUUGUGUUUUAACUAGUAUGCGUAUCAGAAUUCAUAUAUGUGUAUUUUGAAGUGUUUUUUUUGUUUGUUUUUUUUAAGACCAGUAUUAAAAUUGUUAUGAACAUUAUUAGCUAACAGAAGUAUUCUGGUGUUGAAGAUAUUAAAUAUAUAAUGAAGGUGGAAAUUGAAAAGCAAUAAUACUGUUGUGUUAAGACACAGAACCUAUGUUUCUAAUGUUUUAGAGAUUUACAUUCACCACUGUAUUCAAGGAAAACAAACUGUGAGUUUUACUAUGCAAUAUCUACUAUAGCAACAAUGUCAAGGAACUAAUGUGGGAUUUUUACACUUUAUGCAUAGUUUAUAGGAAAAACAUACAUAGUUUAUCGGAGUAACUGAGUGUGACAGACAUACAACUGUGGUAGUUUGCAUGUGCAUGUAUUUUGUUCAUAAAUUGGAUAUAUUUUUGUGUAAUGUAUAUCAUAUAUUUAGCUCAUUAGAUGGCAAGAUGUUAUUUUAGUAUUUGCCAAACUGCUAACGGUAUGCCUUACUACAGUAUGUACUAGUCAUAACUAAUGUAUCUAUCUUCAUACUGAGGUUCAGUUCUUUACUGAAUAUGAGACUGAAUACUAUACACUGCUUUUGAGGUAUAUCAGAUACCAAUGUAUAAGUAGUUUAAUUUAUGUAAUCUACUUACUUUUACUAAAAUGACCUUAAUUUUAACGUGGAAAUGGACGCAAGAAAGAGAGAGCUGGUAGAAAAAUUGUAUAACUGGGAAUUGUGCAAAGGAAGUAGGCUCUGAUGCGCUCCGUCCAUAAAACGGCAUUCCGAAAUGUGCCUUAUUUGCCGAUUAGGGAAAAAGAUGCUUGCUUUAGUACUUUUAAGAGUUUUAUUGCUGAAUUAAAGCUGUAUUUAAGUGGA